Boleophthalmus pectinirostris (great blue-spotted mudskipper) is the source of this 2293-nucleotide messenger RNA. It is a transcript of the gene retreg1, whose product is annotated as reticulophagy regulator 1. The record is from RefSeq and is a predicted model, not a curated record. The coding region runs from base 111 to 1313 and encodes 400 amino acids. Lineage: Eukaryota; Metazoa; Chordata; Actinopteri; Gobiiformes; Gobiidae. Gene Ontology annotation, cellular component: endoplasmic reticulum membrane. The transcript has 9 exons. Gene Ontology annotation, biological process: negative regulation of neuron apoptotic process; reticulophagy.
GAGCCGGACUCAACCGCACGGCUCCGCUUUUACGCUUUUAUUUUGAAGGAACCGGGAUCCUUUACUCCAGCAGCGGACACCGGCGUGACCGGGAGUGAGUUACCAGAGUUAUGGACACAGACAGUUCCCCGGGACCCGACCCCCGCCCAGGAGCCCGGGAGGAGGCUCCGGGGCCCCGGGGCCUGGUGGACUGGAGCCACAGACCGUACCGGACCUGCCUCGUGCUCUCCGGUGUGAGCGCGCUGCUGUGGCUGGUGGUGCUGGGCCCGUGUCGGAGCCUCUGCCUCCUGUGCCUCCUCUUGGCUCUGGGAGUCCUCGUCGACUUUGCAGGAGGAUUCUGGAUUCCUGGUGUGAUGCACGGGUGGGGGGUGAUGCCGGAGCCGGACUCUUCGCUCCAGCUGCUGCUCAAAGAGACAUGUGCCUUCAGACAGCAGAGCCCAGGCAAGUUCUGUCUCCUGAUGUGCAGCCUGUGCACGUUCAUGGCCGUGUUGGGGCGUUACAUUCCCGGCGUGGUGCUCUCCUACGCUUUAGUGCUGGGGAUCUUCUUCUGGCCUCUGCUCUCUUCUCUGGAGGUGGGUCUGUGGCUGAAGCCCGUCCUGCACAAGAUGGAUGAAGGUCUCUGGAACGUCCUCCACAGAAUCAGAGAUGCUCAUGUGCUGCGUCUGUCCGAGCCUCAGCAGCCCCACACCGAGACCGGACACACGGACUCAGACCUGUCCUCCAUGACGCCCAAGCUGGACUCGGCUCAGUGUAAGGAGCUGUGCGUGUCGGACACCGAGCCUUCAGAACUGAGCUGGACCGACGGCCUCUUCACGCUGUCAGAGGGACAGACCCCCCAGUCAGAAGGAAACACCCCCUUCACCGACCAAUCAGAAGAACUGGACAGAGAAGAAUUCCCUUCACUCGACAACGGCCACAUGACGAACGGCACCAGCGACGAGGAGGACCUGUACCCCGCCAUCCCCGCCCCUCAGCCCGGUCAGCCAAUCACAGCCCAGCCCUCCGACGCCAUCACCCUCUCGGAACUGGGAGGGCACCUGGUCUCCGCUCUGAUCCAGGAGAGGCUGGAGUCCGCCCUGGCCCCCGUCCUCCUCCUCCCCGCCGCCGCCGCCGCCGUCCAGGAGAGCGCCAGAGCGGGGAAGGAGAUGGCGCUGGAGGAUUCGGACAGUGACGUGGAGGACUUCGAGCUGCUGGACCAGUCGGAGCUGGAGCAGUGCGAGGCGGAGCUGGGUCUGACCCAAGAGCAGAGUCCAGAGUCCAGCCACAGAAAAACGGCGCCCGGGUUCAUCUCCAAACUCCUGCGACGCCACUAAAAAAACGACUAACCCUGUCCAUGUCACGCACUAUGCAAAAUGUACUCCUCUGAACUCUUCUGGCUCUUUUAAAUUUCCUAAACAGUGGUCCCUCGUUUAUCACGUGGGUUAAGUUCUAAAAACAACUCGCAAUAGGUGAAAUCCGCGAAGUAGUCAGCUUUAUUUUUACAAUUAUUAUAUCUGUUUUAAGGCUGUAAUAUCCCUAACCACACACUUUAUACACUUUUCUCAGACAGGACACUUCCUUCUUAACACACAUCCUUCUUAAAACUUAUUGCUGCUGUCGUCCUUUUGUUAUUUUCCUCCUUCUUUAUGUAACGAACCAAAGAUUAAUUUAUUCUGUAAUGGAGCCUACAGCACAGAGUCCUGCACGGGUCCAUUUUUGGAGAUCCGCACCCGCUUAAAACUAAAUUAGGACUAACCCAGGACUAACCAAAGACUGGUUCCAGGACUGAACCAGGAGGACUAAACCAGGACUGAACUAGGACUAAACCAGGACUCACUGUUGGGACGGGCUUGGAGGUGCACCCGUGUAGACCGUCGGGUGACCAUAGGCGAAAGGACCGGCGUAGAGCUCCGUGACCCGUGGAGGUAUGAGCAGACGUCGCCUGAUUGCGCUUUGUGGACAACCUUCUCACGGGCUCGGGGUUCUCGCUCUUAAGUCCAAGAUUAGACCUGGAUUAGUCCUGGUGUAGGUCUGGUGUAGUUCUGGGUAGUUCUGGUGUAGUUCUGGUGUAGUUCUGGUGUAGUUCUGGUGUAGUUCUGGGGUAGUUCUGGUGUAGUUCUGGUGUAGUUCUGGGAUAGUUCUGGGUAGUUCUGGGGUAGUUCUGGUGUAGUUCUGGGAUAGUUCUGGGGUAGUUCUGGUGUAGUUCUGGUGUAGUUCUAGGGUAGUUCUGGUGUAGUUCUGGGGUAGUUCUGGGGUAGUUCUGGUGUAGUUCUGGUGUAGUUCUGGUGUAGUUCUGGGGUAGUUCUGGUGUAGU